Molecule: messenger RNA, 1272 nt
Organism: Neopelma chrysocephalum (saffron-crested tyrant-manakin)
Lineage: Eukaryota; Metazoa; Chordata; Aves; Passeriformes; Pipridae
Product: rab GDP dissociation inhibitor beta-like
Exons: 3
Coding region: 40-381 (113 amino acids)
Biological process (GO): vesicle-mediated transport; protein transport; small GTPase-mediated signal transduction
Cellular component (GO): cytoplasm
Molecular function (GO): Rab GDP-dissociation inhibitor activity
Source: RefSeq, a predicted model, not a curated record
ACUGAGCCCUGGCUGCAUCCUGCAGACAUCUACGUGUGCAUGAUCUCCUCUGCCCACAACGUGGCGGCGCAGGGCAAGUACAUCGCCAUCGCCAGCACCACCGUGGAGACCUCUGAGCCUGAGAAGGAGAUCAAACCAGCCCUGGACCUGCUGGAGCCCAUCGAGCAGAAGUUCGUCAGCAUCAGUGACCUGUUCGCUCCCACCGACCUGGGCACCGAGAGCCAGAUCUUCAUCUCCCGCACCUACGACGCCACCACCCACUUCGAGACGACGUGUGACGACAUCAAGGACAUCUACAAGAGGAUGAUGGGCUCAGAGUUCGACUUCGAGGAGAUGAAGCGCAAGAAGAACGACAUCUACGGGGAGGAGGAGCAGCAGUAAUGAGAGAGCCUCUAAUUAGGAGAAAUUAAAUGGGCUAAUAUGAAUAUAUAAGGAACUUAAUGAACACUGUACGAAAAUUCAAUAUUGUAAGGCCUGCUUUUGUAAUCCCAUCUCUGAGAGAUUGAAGAGUUACUGCACUGGUAAUGUUCCCUUUUUGGAUAUCAUGUGUUAAUUAUUCCAUUCUAGUAGGGCUGCUGUCCAGAAUCUGGCAACCCCCGACCCCCCCUGACUAACCCCCUAAAGCGAAAGGCAGAAAUGAACUUAGGAUGAUGAUGAUGAUGAUAAUUAUUAUUAUUUUUGCAGAGUAGACGUUGGUGCAGAUUUGAGAAAUAACAACUCAUUGACAGCUGUGUCUUACCUUGUCUUUUUAAUCAUUUGUAAAAACAUCCUCCACCCUUUCCCUGCCCCUCCCGUGCUUCUGGUGAGCUCAUAGAUGUGACUGUGAACGUCACAAACCCGGUGUCGAGGAACAUAGACCCCGAGCACUCCUGUCAUUGUGGACAGCAUCCCUAAAAAGUCCCUCCCAUCGACCUUAACUCUCGUGGCAAAGUUGUUUAUCAUGGACAAAGCCCACAUCUAUUGUAGCAGCAAACGUUGGCUUCGUUCUGGGCACAGAACUUUAACCUCCACUUCAGCUUCUAAACCUGUUUACAGGGGUUGGGACACAGCUGUGCCUGAGGCUCCUUUUGUGUUUUAAUCUUAAUAAAAUUGAGAGAACAAAAAAUUGCAGAGCAGGCAAAGAUGUUGGGAGUAUUUUGUGUCCCUGGGGGCUCCUCGGAUGGACCAAAACGGCGCCGCGGUACCGGCAAGGACGGAGCCGGUGCUUCCCGGGGCUCCUCCAGGCUCCAAAUGAUUUCUGUACUGCGAAGUAAAGCCAAAUUCUGGAAACCA